AUGUCCUUCAAUCAAUCAAGGUCGGAUAAGAACGAGACGCAGUAUCGGAAAACAGGGCGAUCCGCAAGCUCUAACCAGCAGCACAGGGGAUACUCACCCGCGUACCCUAAGGGCACCGCCGCCGGCGCCGGUGGGCCCGCCCCUUCCAUCUCCUCCAACCGCAGUUUUAAGAAGAAUAAUAACAAUGCACAAGGAGGGCAAUCCAGGGGAAGUGUAACCACUGUAAAUCCUCUGGAUUCUGGUAUUGCUUCUACACAACGUGGUGGUGUACAGAAUGGAGCGCAUGUACAGCCCCAAUUGCAUGGAGGCUCUGAUGCACUGGUUGCAACCACAGCUCCCAGGACUACUGAUGCAUCAGCCCCUCAGAGAAGCACCCGAACUGUUCCAAAGGCUCCAACUUCUCAACCUGCCUCCGUGACUUCCGACACAAGAACGCCCACUACACCAGCUAAGAUCCCAGGAGAUGCUUCCCAGGGAUUUGCCUUUCAGUUUGGGUCUAUAAGUCCUGGUUUCAUGAAUGGGAUGCAGAUUCCUGCUCGAACUAGCUCAGCACCCCCAAAUUUGGAUGAGCAGAAACGUGAUCAGGCGCGCCAUGAUUCGUAUAGAACCAUGCCCUCAGUGCCAACUCCUAAUAUUCCUAAGCAGCAAUUACCAAGGAAAGAUCCAGCUUCCAUGGAUCAACCUAAUGCUUCUGAGGCUCAUCUGGUGCCCAAGGUUAAAAAGGAUGUGCAACCCUCACAUGCAACCCCUGCUAGUCAAACUCAGAAACCUUCUGCUCUACCAAUGGCUGGGAUAUCCAUGCCAAUGCCAUUUCAUCAGCAACAGGUUUCCGUGCAAUUUGGUGGCCCUAACCAGCAGAUUCAGUCUCAGGGUAUGAGUGCCAAUUCAGUUCAAAUUCCAAUGCCUAUGUCAGUACCAAUUGGUAGCAAUCAAGUACAGCAGCCGGUGUUCGUUCCAGGUCUGCAACCCCAUCCAAUGCAGCACCAGGGAAUUAUGCAUCAAGGCCCUUUUACCCCCCAAAUGGGUCCUCAGGUGCCUCAGUUAGGCAGCAUGGGGAUCAGCAUGGCGCCACAAUACCCCCAACAACAGGGUGGGAAGUUUGGUGGCCCUCGUAAAACUUCUGUCAAGAUUACACAUCCAGAUACACAUGAAGAGUUGAGGCUUGAUAAACGAACAGAUUCAUAUUCAGAUGGUGGGCCAUCUGCCCCCAGGACUCACCCUAAUGUUCCUCCUCAAUCCCAGCCUAUACAAUCAUUUGCCCCUUCCCAUCAUAGCAGCUAUUAUGCCAAUUCUUAUUCUGGUUCCCUAUUUUUUCCAGCUCCAAAUUCUCAUCCUUUAACGAGUAGUCAUAUGCCACCCAGUUCACAGGCACCAAGAUUUAGCUAUCCAGUGAGCCAGGGUCCCCAAAAUGUACCCUUCAUUAAUCCGUCAGCUCAUAAUGCCCUGCCCGUUAAUAAGGCUGGGCCCCCUAUGCACAAUGUUGUGGAUCCACCCAACGUGGAACAUGCACGUGAUAUACAUAAUGUACCUGCCGCUGUUCCAUCAGCAACUAUUCCCGUCGUAGUUAAAGCAGCUGUUGGAACUGUUGGAGAGAAGGUUGUCGACCCAGUACCAAACAGCUCCGCUGCUGUUGAAAAAGGUGAACUUCCCAAGCCUUCAAAAUCAUCUGGAGAAAUUAACCAAUCUCAUCCUCAGAGGUACUCUGAGCUUUCAACUGAUGGCUUAAUGCACAGUGACCAAUCAAUCCUCAAAUCAUUGCCAGUGACAGCAAAAGCAUCUGCAGGUAAUCCUGCUGCUGUAUUAAUUGAAAGCCAGGUAUCAAAUCCUUUGUCCUCUGCUUCAGCUGCUCCAACUGAGGAGUCUGUACCAGUUGUGACCACCACCGAGCCCAGAAGAAAGGAAACGCUUAGCCGUUCAAACUCAAUUAAAGAUCAGCUGAAGAAGCCAGGCAAGAAAGGAAAUAAUCAAGCACAGCAUCAGGUUGUUGGGCAGUCUAUCUCUACAUCAAGCACUCCCUCUCGGGCUUCAGAACAUGGUAUAUCUUCUAGUAGUGAUGUUUCUGGAACUGUAGAAGCUAAUACGACUCUUGCUCCAGUAAGUGGUGAUUCUGUGUCUGAAUCAGUGAAGGAAUUACUCUCGAAUGUUAGUGCUGCUACAGCUGAUGGUUCUGAAUCAAAGGCUGAAGCAAUUGGGGAAGGCAUCAUCCCCAUCUCUUCUGAAAUAUCUGGUGCUGGGGUUGUUGGCAGUUCUUCAGAUUCUAUUCAUCAUGGUCAACUAGACAAUUCUUUACCGCUAGUUAAACAGGGAAAACAUGACUUGGGGGGAGCAGAAAAACAGGCAGAACAAAGUUUGUCUGAAAAUUACAGACAGGAUACUAAUAGUCGUGGUAUUUCUGCAGAACCUAUCUCCAUAAAACCUCUGGAACCUGUUAAAGAAAAUGCAGAGAAUUCUAAAGGCAGUGCUGUCGCAACCUCAGAAACUGCACAAGGAGGGCAGGCCCAACAUGAGAGUUGCCAUGCAGAUUUUGACGGAAAGGAUGCCUCUUCAAGCAGAAGUGAUACCAUGGGUAGUAAAGAAGUUGCUGUUUCAAAGUGCAGCAAAUUAGACCAGCAGUAUGCUCUUGUUCAAACUACAGAACUUUCAGGUACAACUAUGACAAAUGAAGGGAUAAAUGUGGAGAAUACUGGUGGUGGUGGGGGAAGUAUUGAGAAUAUUGGUAGUGGCGGGGAUCCACUUACAGUGUCAGGCUCCAAGGACAAACCCCUUCCUGAACUGAGUAGACAGAAGAGUACUACUGCAAAAGGGAAGAAGAAAAGAAAAGAAAUUCUAUCCAAGGCAGAUGCUGCUGGUGUGACUUCUGAUCUUUAUGGGGCGUAUAAAAACCCUGAAGAAAAGAAAGGUAUUGCCUCUCCUGAAAGCAUGGAAAGCACUACUGGCAUAGUUUCAAAGGAGGUAGCUACUGAUGCUCCUCAGCAAGAUGCUGUUGGGAGAGAAGAAGAUGCACCGAGUAAAGCUGAGCCAGAUGAUUGGGAAGACGCUGCUGACAUCUCUACCCCAAAACUGGAAGCCUCAGAUAAUGGAGAACAGGUCCGGGGAGGAGGGGUGCAUUCUGACAAAGAUGGACAUGGGCAUGGGGCAAAGAAGUAUUCCAGAGAUUUUCUUUUGAAGUUUUCUAUGCAAUUUACUGAGCUUCCAGAAGGUUUUGAAAUAAUGUCUGAUGUAGCAGAGAUUUUGAAUGCCCAUAUCAAUACUUCUCCUUCUAUUGAUUAUGAUUCACUCCCUAGUCCGGGAAGAAUUAUUGACAGGCAGGGAGGGGCGAUAAGACUUGAUCGUCGUGGGAGUGGACUGAUUGAUGAUGAUAGAUGGAAUAAGGGUGGUGCUGCCAAUUUCCGAGCUGGCCAAGGAGUAAAUUUUGGUGUUUUGAGGAAUCCACGUCCAUCGACACCAGUUCAGCAGCAUGUUAGAGGGAUCCUUCCUGGGCCUACUCAGUCUGUUGGUCCUCAGGGAGGGAUGCAAAGAAAUAAUUCUGAUGCUGACAGGUGGCAGAGAGCUUCGAAUUUUCAACCAAAGGGUUUGAUGCCUUAUCCUCAUACUCCAUUACAGGUGAUGCACAAAGCUGAGAGGAAGUAUGAAGUGGGUAAAGUGAGUGAUGAAGAGCAGGCCAAGCAAAGGCAGUUAAAGGCUAUAUUAAACAAGCUAACUCCACAAAAUUUUGAAAAACUAUUUGAGCAAGUAAAAGCUGUUAAUAUCGAUAAUGCGACAACACUAACUGGUGUCAUCUCACAGAUAUUUGACAAGGCUCUUAUGGAGCCUACUUUUUGUGAGAUGUAUGCUAACUUCUGUUUUUAUCUUGCGGGAGAGUUACCUGAUUUCAGUGAAGACAAUGAAAAGAUAACUUUUAAGAGAUUGCUUUUGAACAAGUGCCAGGAGGAAUUUGAGAGAGGAGAAAGAGAGCAAGAGGAAGCCAAUAAGGCUGAUGAGGAAGGUGAGGUGAAACAGUCUGAAGAGGAAAGAGAAGAGAAAAGAAUUAAAGCGCGAAGACGAAUGUUGGGUAACAUUAGAUUAAUUGGGGAGCUAUACAAGAAAAAAAUGUUGACAGAGAGGAUUAUGCAUGAAUGCAUUAAGAAGUUGUUAGGUCAGCAACAGACUCCAGAUGAGGAAGAUAUUGAAGCUUUGUGCAAACUAAUGAGUACAAUUGGGGAGAUGAUUGAUCAUCCCAAAGCCAAGGAGCACAUGGAUGCAUAUUUUGACAGGAUGAAAAGCUUAUCGAAUAACAUGAAAUUAUCUUCUAGAGUUAGGUUCAUGUUGAAGGAUUCAAUUGACUUGAGAAAGAAUAAAUGGCAGCAGAGGAGGAAAGUUGAGGGUCCGAAAAAGAUUGAGGAACUGCACAGAGAUGCUGCACAAGAACGACAGGCACAGGCUAGUAGGCUAGGCCGUGGUCCAGGAAUGAACCCAUCAGCUAGAAGGACUCCUAUGGAUUUUAGUCCAAGAGGAUCAACUAUGUUAUCUUCACCAAAUCCCCAGAUGGGUGGUUUCCGUGGGAUGCCUGCUCAGGUCCGUGGUUAUGGUAGUCAGGAUGUCCGUGCAGAUGAAAGACAUUCUUAUGAGGGUAGGACCUUGUCAGUUCCCUUGACUCAAAGACCCCUCGGUGAUGAUUCUAUUACUUUGGGUCCCCAGGGUGGACUUGCUAGAGGAAUGUCCAUCAGAGGACCACCAUCAAUGUCAGCUGCUCCUCAGGCUGAAAUAUCUCCCAGUGUCGGAGACUCCAGGAGGAUGGCAGCUGGUUUGAAUGGUUUCAGUUCUCUUUCAGAGCGUCCAACUUACAACCCAAGGGAGGAACAUCCAAGACAUUUGCCAGAUAGAUUUGCAGGUCCAGCUGCUUAUGAUCACUCAAAUGCACCAGAGCGUAAUGUAAAUUUUGGUGGUAGGGACCCAAGGAAUUUGGAUCGUAGUUUCGAUAGAUCUCGUCCAGCUUCACCAGCCACGCGUGCACAUGCUCCUGCUUUAACACAAAAUGUUCCUCAAGAAAAGGUGUUGACUGAAGACCGUCUCAGAGAUAUGUCCUUGGCAGCAAUUAAAGAAUUUUACAGUGCCCGAGAUGAGAAAGAGGUUGUUUUAUGCAUCAAAGAGUUGAACUCACCAAGCUUCCAUCCAUCAAUGAUAUCUCUUUGGGUCACAGACUCUUUUGAGAGGAAGGACACGGAAAGAGAUCUCUUGGCAAAGCUUCUAGUGAACCUUACAAAGUCCCAUGAUGGCACUUUGAGUCAAUCCCAGCUCAUCAAAGGGUUUGAAACUGUUCUCUCCACCUUGGAGGAUGCCGUGAAUGAUGCCCCUAAGGCACCGGAGUUUCUUAGCCUCAUCUUUGCCAAAGUCAUUCUAGAAAACGUUGUUUCCUUGAAACAGAUUGGGGAAAUAAUAUAUGAAGGUGGAGAGGAGCCAGGGCAUCUUCUGGAAGUUGGGCUUGCGGGCAAUGUUCUUGGAAAUAUCCUGGAGAUUAUCAAAUUAGAGAAAGGAGAUAGUGUUUUGAAUGAGAUUCGUACGGCCUCCAACUUGCGGUUGGAGACUUUUCGGCCUCCAGAUCCUCGCAGAUCAAGGAUACUAGAAAAGUUUAUUUAG
This is a messenger RNA of Prunus armeniaca (apricot), 5616 nucleotides long. The record is from the annotation of a GenBank genome assembly. NCBI's taxonomy places the organism in Eukaryota, Viridiplantae, Streptophyta, Magnoliopsida, Rosales, Rosaceae.